Morchella sextelata is the source of this 795-nucleotide messenger RNA. RefSeq lists its product as uncharacterized. Bases 1 to 795 code for a protein of 264 amino acids. Gene Ontology annotation, biological process: mRNA export from nucleus. The transcript is spliced from 4 exons. Gene Ontology annotation, cellular component: nucleus. The record is from RefSeq and is a predicted model, not a curated record. NCBI's taxonomy places the organism in Eukaryota, Fungi, Ascomycota, Pezizomycetes, Pezizales, Morchellaceae. Gene Ontology annotation, molecular function: mRNA binding.
AUGUCUUCAAAACUCGAUCAGUCUCUGGAUGAGAUUCUCGCUGAGCGCCCUCGUGUUGGUGCCGCUGGCCGUCGCGGUGCCAGGAGUGGCAAUGCUCCCGCUGGCGGUAUCCGCAAACGCCCUCAGCGGGCUGCCGCACAAAAGGCAUCCGCAACUAUCACGCAGAACGCUACCAAGACUGUGCCAACUGGCCCGUCUGGAAAGGUCGCUGGAUCUAAAAUUAUUGUUUCUAACUUGCCCUACGAUGUGGAUGAGGCUAUGAUCAAGGAAUAUUUCACCAAGGUUGUCGGCCCAAUUAAGCGUUGCGUCAUCACUUAUGGACCGAACGGCCAGUCACGUGGAAUUGCAACUGUUGAAUUUUCUCGAGCUUCUGACGCCGCCACCGCAGUCCAAAAAUACAACGGUGUUGAGGUCGACAAAAGGCCGAUGAAGGUUGAACUUGUUGUGGACCCCACCGCGCCAGCUAGUUUCGCAGACCGCAUCGGUGCACCCAAGCAGGUUCCCGUAGCUCGUAACUCUACCGCUAACAAGCCAAAGCCUGUCACUAAAAAUAUGGGUACAUCAGCAGCUCGCGGUGCUAAAGGCAGACGUGGGGGCCGUGAUGCUCGUGGUGGACGCUCUGGCAAUCCUAGCCGAAAGAAGCCAACCGCCGAGGAAUUGGAUGCUGAUAUGGCAGACUACUUCGUUGGUGGAACUUCCGGGGCUGCCACAGCCGGUGGGGCUGCCCCAACUGCGGUUGGUGCCAGCAAUGGUGAUGUUGGGAUGGAUGAUGAUGUUUUGGUUGGUUCACCCUGA